GUCGAUCUGGAAGGGACACAUUUGGCUGCUGCAUAAAUUCCUUGUUGGCUGGGUGGAUCAGGUUGUGGAGCCUAUAUUCUGUGGUUCCUGCGAUUCGGUCGUCUUAGCCUGCUCUCCGCGUCGUCCUUCUUUCAGCGCGAAUUCCUUUCUUGAAGCGCUCUUGCGUUUCCUAAUGUAUAUCUGACUCGCUCCAAGGCUCCGAGAAAGCUGAAGCGACUUGCAUUCAAACACCGACGUUGCAAAAACCAGAUCCGAGUUUCCCCAGCCGCCAUCGGCCAUCGUAUUGAAUCUACUAGAUUGGUCCAUACGCUAACCCCUCCCUCCUAAACCCCAGGCGAUAAUCCAUACGUACCUGAGGCGAUUCACAGCGAUCAGUAGCGAUGGUUGUGCAACCUUGUGCCUCAGUCGUUCUCCGGACCGUCUCUCUUUCGACGAGUAAAUGUUUUGGAACAACACAGGGUCUUAGUAUCCCAUCCCCGUUACUAGCCGAUCGAUGCGUAGUAAGAGCAGGAACACUGCAGCGACGUUCUGCGGUAGUUUCAAGAGGCCAAGCACAGGCGUCGCUUCGAUGGCCAUCCUUGAAUCCACAACCAAGUGGGUUUGAUUCAUCUCGUCUUCGCCAACCGUCGCUUGCCUCCGUCGCACGUGUCGCAUCAGUCGACCACGACGGCUCCCGAAGAACAAACCGUCGCAGUGCGACCGUCGCUUUCGUCCACCAGCAAACCUCCUCCGAUACCUCGACUCCGCCUAUCAUCAGCAACUUACCGACAACUUCCGUCCACACCCACACAAACCGUUCUCCACACACCAACACCGAUUAUUCCACCUACGCCAACCAUUCCACCUUAACGAACACCAAAACCAACACCAACACCGACCCUGCGACCUUCGCGUCUUACGGACAAAUGGCAGCCUCUUCGAGCCGCCAAGCCGAACACGUGGCGCAUGGUGGCUGGUCGUCAGCUACGUCAGCAUCGCGGCCAACUGCGUCGCAACACAUGGCGUCGAUCUCGGCGGCUCCGCCAAUCAGAUUCGGGGCGGAAGGAGCGCCGGCUGACUUUCCCGUGCUCUGCCUCGGCUUCGUAGCGUGCUCGAUUACGGCUGCGCUGUCUGUCAUGCUCGUUGCUGCAGUGCCUGCCCUUCUGGCGAUUCGCAAGGCAGCACAGGCGCUGGAGAGACUAGCAGAGGUGGCUCGGGACGAGCUGCCAGGGACCAUGGCGGCUGUGCGGCUGUCAGGCAUGGAGAUGAGCGACCUGAGCAUGGAGCUGAGUGACCUCAGCCAGGAGAUUUCUCAGGGGAUCAGGAGUUCUGCCCGAGCUGUGCGACUGGCCGAGGAUGGGCUGCGAAGAGUUGGCAGCCUGGCAGCUUCGCGCACUGCAGCCAUCAUUGAGGAGAGAGCAGUUGUGCCUGUUCCCUCAGUCACUCCAGUCAUUGCUUCUGCUGCACGGAGCACAAAGAAUGCAAUCAGAGGGGCAAGAAAUGUGGUCUCACAAGUUUCCCUCAUUGGUCACUUGUCCAACUUCCUUCAGUGGUCAGAAAAGCGAUAACAGGAGUUUCAUGACAAUGGUCCACGAGGCCUCCUCAGUGUAGCUAUGAAUACUUUGUGUGUGGCAAUUGUUGAUAACAAUAUUAUUUACAAACCCCCUUUCA
Messenger RNA from Closterium sp. NIES-67, 1650 nucleotides. Lineage: Eukaryota; Viridiplantae; Streptophyta; Zygnematophyceae; Desmidiales; Closteriaceae. The record is from the annotation of a GenBank genome assembly.